This is a messenger RNA of Helianthus annuus (common sunflower), 2365 nucleotides long. Its product is annotated as mannosyl-oligosaccharide 1,2-alpha-mannosidase MNS1. Gene Ontology annotation, cellular component: endoplasmic reticulum; Golgi membrane. The coding region runs from base 380 to 2107 and encodes 575 amino acids. The record is from RefSeq and is a predicted model, not a curated record. The transcript has 14 exons. NCBI's taxonomy places the organism in Eukaryota, Viridiplantae, Streptophyta, Magnoliopsida, Asterales, Asteraceae. Gene Ontology annotation, molecular function: mannosyl-oligosaccharide 1,2-alpha-mannosidase activity; calcium ion binding. Gene Ontology annotation, biological process: N-glycan processing; carbohydrate metabolic process.
UGCCGGCCAUAAAAAUGUAAUUUGGUCUGGUUCAAUAGUAGUAUACAACACACACACAAUAAAUGCCUUUGGUCAUUAAUUUGUGAAAGUAAAACUAAACUUUCAAUUCUUGAUCUCCGUCACAACAAACAAACAAGCCACCAUCGUCUCCGUGUUACUCCCGUUUCUCGGAAGAUAACAGAUUCCGACGAACACCUUACGAAACGGGAGCGAUCGUCACCAGAUCCGAUCCAAAUUCAUCUCAAAUUCUCCAUCUGACUGUAUAACAUCAUGUGUAAACCUGAUCUCGUUUCAUUACACCAGUAAUCACUCGUUUGUUGUAUCAUAUCCACAAUAAACACACACACAUACACACACUUGUUACAAAUUUGACCUAAUAAUGGCACGGACCAGAUCUUCAUCGUCGAUCCGGUGGAGAUACUUGAAUCCGGCUUAUUACUUGAAGCGGCCGAAACGUCUUGCCCUACUUUUUGUUGCGUUUGUGUCUAUUUCGUUUUUUGUUUGGGAUCGUCAGACGCUUGUGCGUGAACAUGAGGAGGAGAUCUUAAUGUUGAAAGAAGAAGUGGAACGCUUGCAAAUUGAGCUAGGAGAGUUAAAGCAUGAAGAUGUUGUUUCAGUUAAAAAGACAAAUACCACAACCACAAAAAUCGACAUGAAGAAGAUGGAUGGUCUUGCCACCGAUCCCGUCGAGGCCCAAAGAAGAGAAAAAGUCAAAGACGCGAUGCUUCACGCAUGGACCUCAUAUGAAAAAUAUGCUUGGGGCCACGAUGAGCUUCAGCCCCAAUCAAAGAAUGGCGUGGAUAGCUUUGGUGGUCUUGGUGCGACUUUAAUCGACUCUCUUGAUACCUUAUAUAUCAUGGGCCUAGAUGAGCAGUUUCAAAGGGCUAGAGAGUGGGUUGCAGACUCUUUGGACUUCAACAAAAACUAUGAUGCCAGCGUGUUUGAGACGACCAUAAGAGUUGUGGGUGGACUUCUGAGUGCAUAUGAUUUGUCUGGGGACAGUAUCUUUCUCGAAAAGGCGAAAGACAUAGCUGAUAGGCUACUGCCAGCAUGGAAUACGCCUUCUGGUAUCCCUUAUAACAUUAUCAAUUUGGCUCAUGGUAAUGCACAUAACCCUGGCUGGACAGGGGGUGAUAGUAUACUGGCAGAUUCUGGGACAGAGCAACUAGAGUUUAUUGCACUAUCACAAAGAACCGGAGAUUCAAAGUAUCAACAAAAAGUAGAGAAUGUUAUAACAGUGCUAAAUAAGACUUUCCCUGAUGAUGGAUUGCUCCCUAUUUAUAUAAAUCCCCACAGAGGAACACAUUCACAUUCUACCAUUACUUUUGGAGCCAUGGGAGACAGUUUCUAUGAGUAUCUACUUAAGGUUUGGAUACAAGGAAACAAAACUGCAGAGGUGAAGCAUUAUAGAGAUAUGUGGGAGACAUCAAUGAAAGGUCUAUUGAGCUUGGUCCGCAAGACUGCACCAUCAUCUUUUACUUACAUCUCCGAAAAAAUAGGAAAUUCUUUGAUCGAUAAGAUGGAUGAAUUGGCAUGCUUUGCACCAGGAAUGAUAGCAUUAGGGUCAUCUGGUUAUGGUCCUGAUGAUUCCAGCAAAUUCUUAAAUUUGGCAGAAGAGCUUGCGUGGACAUGCUAUAAUUUCUAUCAGUCUACACCAACAAAGUUGGCCGGAGAAAACUAUUUCUUUCAUUCAGGGCAGGACAUGACCGUGGGUACAUCAUGGAACAUAUUGAGGCCAGAAACAGUCGAGUCGCUUUUUUACCUCUGGCGUUUGACUGGUAAUAAAACAUAUCAAGAAUGGGGAUGGAACAUAUUUCAAGCAUUUGAAAAGAAUUCCCGUGUGGAGUCGGGAUAUGUUGGACUCAAGGAUGUUAACACAGGUGUGAAAGACAAUAUGAUGCAAAGCUUCUUUCUUGCAGAAACACUAAAAUAUCUAUAUCUCUUGUUCUCGCCUCCAUCGGUUAUAUCAUUGGAUGAGUGGGUAUUCAACACAGAAGCCCACCCGCUAAAAAUUGUUCCUCGUAUUGUGCCUGGAGAAGAACGUAAACCUAGUAACAUUAAUGUUAGAGCGCGUACUAGGAAAGAAGGCCGUUUUGGGGGGUUCUAGGAUCUCUACUAAUGUCAUGUUUUUUUGGGGAGAGGACAACAAGAGUAGAGAGAUUUAUUCGGAUCCCAUUGGCCAUGUGAAGUAAGCGAAACUUGGCGGGGAAUGGGGGUGAACGUUGUACUUGUUUUAUAAUCAUAUUCCUGAUAGAGUAAUUAGUGUGUCCAGAGAGAUAUACAAAUGUAGUUAUGCUACUCUUAUUCCUUUUUAUCUUGAACUAGCAAAUGAAUUAAAAGGAUUUAUUCAUAAUCAUUUUAAAUA